UAGUGGCGUCAGCGCGUCGCGCGCGUGUCGUCACCGGCCGUGACGGCGGCGGCGGCGGCGGCGGCGGCGGGGAGGGGCUGGGCCGGGCCGGACCGGGCCGUGCGGGGCCGCGGCCGCGGGGGGGCCGGAGCCGGGACCGGAGCCGGGGCCGGGGUUGGAGUCGGGGUUGGGGUCGGGGCGGCGAUGGCGCCGCGGCUGCAGCUGGAGAAGGCGGCGUGGCGCUGGACCGAGACGGUGCCGCCCGAGGCGGUGGCGCAGGAGCACAUCGAGGCGGCCUACCGCGUCGGGCUGGAGCCCUGCCAGCGCGGCGCCUGCCGGAGGAACUGCCGGGGGAACCCCAACUGCCUGGUGGGCAUCGGGGAGCACGUCUGGCUGGGCGAGAUCGACGAGAACAGCUUCCACAACAUCGACGACCCCAACUGCGAGCGCCGCAAGAAGAACGCAUUCGUAGGUUUAACGAACCUCGGAGCCACGUGCUACGUGAACACUUUCUUGCAGAUGUGGUUUCUUAACUUGGAGCUUCGGCAAGCGCUUUACUUGUGUCCGAGCACCUGCAGCGAGUACACGACUGGCGAGGGCAUCCCAAAAGACAGAGACUACGAGCCUCAGACCAUUUGUGAACACCUCCAGUACUUAUUUGCCUUGCUGCAGAACAGUAAAAGGCGAUACAUCGAUCCUUCCGGGUUCGUGAAAGCGCUAGGCUUGGAUACAGGACAGCAACAGGAUGCCCAGGAGUUUUCAAAGCUGUUCAUGUCCCUGCUGGAAGAUACUCUAUCCAAACAAAAAAAUCCAGAUGUUCGAAACAUAGUGCAAAAGCAGUUCUGUGGAGAAUAUGCAUAUGUCACGGUCUGCAACCAGUGUGGCAGGGAGUCCAAACUUGUGUCUAAAUUUUAUGAACUGGAGUUAAAUAUACAAGGGCACAAGCAGCUGACAGACUGUAUUACUGAGUUUCUUAAGGAAGAAAAAUUAGAGGGGGACAAUCGUUACUUUUGCGAAACUUGUCAAAGUAAGCAGAAUGCCACAAGGAAGAUCAGGCUGUUGAGUCUUCCAUGUACGCUCAACCUGCAGCUGAUGCGGUUUGUGUUUGACAGACAAACCGGCCACAAGAAGAAGCUGAACACCUACAUCGGCUUCUCUGAGCUGCUUGACAUGGAGCCUUUCAUGGAACAAAGAAAUGGUGUCUACGUGUAUGAACUUAGUGCUGUCCUCAUACACAGAGGCGUGAGCGCGUACUCCGGGCACUACAUCGCCCACGUGAAGGACCCGCAGACGGGCGAGUGGUACAAGUUUAACGAUGAAGACAUAGAAAAGAUGGAGGGGAAGAAAUUGCAAUUGGGGAUUGAGGAAGAUCUAGCGGAGCCUUCUAAAUCUCAGACUCGUAAACCUAAGUGUGGGAAAGGCACUCACUGCUCUCGAAAUGCUUACAUGCUGGUAUACAGGCUGCAAACCCGGGAGAAGUCUCCGACAGUCGAAGUACCAGCUUUCCUGCAGGAGCUGGUGGAACGCGACAACUGCAAGUUUGAGGAGUGGUGUAACGAAAUGGCAGAGAUGCGCAAACAGAGCGUGGCCAGAGGCAAAAUCAAACACGAAGAGGUGAAGGAGCUCUACAAAAGGUUACCUGCUGAAGCUGGUUCCCCAUACGAUUUCAUCUCUCUCGAAUGGCUACAGAAAUGGCUGGAUGAGUCCACUCCUCCGAAACCUAUAGAUAACACAGCCUGCCUGUGUUCACACGGGAAACUCCAUCCUGAUAAAAUAUCAAUUAUGAAGAGGAUAUCAGAGUAUGUGGCUGACUUCUUCUACAGGAGAUACGGAGGGGGACCCCGGCUGAAUGUUAAAGCACUUUGCAAGGACUGCGUGGUAGAAAGGUGUAGAAUACUACGACUGAAAAACCAAUUAAAUGAAGACUACAAAACUGUUACGAACUUGCUGAAAAUAACUGUAAAAGGGAAUGACGGGUUUUGGGUUGGAAAGGCGUCCUUGCGGAGCUGGCGUCAAUUGGCUCUAGAGCAAUUAAACGAACAAGACGAAGAUGCGGAGCACAGUAAUGGAAAAAUGAAUGGAAAUGCACAAAACAAAGACGAAUCAAAUGAAGAGAAAAGAGAAGAGGAAGAGGAGUUAAAUUUUAACGAAGACAUUGUUUGCCCACAUGGUGACCUGUGCAUAUCGGAAAAUGAAAGAAGAGUGGUUUCGAAAGAAGCCUGGAAGAAGCUCAAGCAAUAUUUUCCAAAGGCCCCUGAAUUCCCAAGUAACAAAGAGUGCUGUUCCCAGUGCAAGAUUUUGGAGCGAGAAGGAGAGGAAAACGAAGCUCUGCAUAAGAUGAUGGCUAGCGAGCAGAAGACGUCUCUCCAGAACCUGUUUCACGAUAAAUGCAGGCCUUGCCUUGGCAGCUGGCCUCAGGAGACAGAUGAGCUGUAUAUUGUAUCGCAGUUUUUUGUAGAAGAAUGGAGGAAAUUUGUCAGGAGGCCGACGCGCUGCAGCCCCGUGUCCUCGGUAGGAAACAGCGCUCUGCUCUGCCCCCACGGGGGCCUUAUGUUCACCUACGCUUCCAUGACCAAAGAAGACUCCAAACUUAUAGCUCUAAUAUGGCCCAGUGAGUGGGAGAGGAUUCAAAAACUGUUUGUCGUGGAUCACGUCAUCAAAAUCACCAGGACGCAAGCCGCCGGGGCGGACCCUGAGAGCGCUCUCUACGACUCGGAGCCCAAACUCUGUCCAGAAUGCAGAGAAGGGCUGUUAUGCCAACAGCAGCGGGACUUGCGUGAGUACACCCAAGCCACCAUCUACAUCCAUAAAGUGGUGGAUAAUAAAAAGGUAAUGAAGGACGCUGCUCCAGAGCUGAACGUGAGCAGCUCAGAAGCUGAAGAGGAAAGGGAGGAAAACAAACCAGAGGGGGAACAAGACCCAGAUUUUAACCAGACCAACGGUGGUGCAAAGCGCCAGAAGAUCUCGCACCAGAACUACAUCACUUACCAAAAGCAAGGCAUCAGGCGGAGCACGCGGCACCGGAAAGUCAGAGGGGAAAAGGCGCUGCUGGUUUCUGCUAAUCAGACAUUGAAAGAGCUGAAAAUACAGAUCAUGCAUGCAUUUUCAGUUGCCCCCUUCGACCAGAACUUGUCGAUCGACGGGAAGAUACUAAGUGAUGACACCGCGACGCUCGGCAGCCUGGGAGUCAUCCCCGAAUCCGUCAUUUUAUUAAAGGCCGACGAACCAAUUGCAGAUUAUGCAGCGAUGGACGACGUUAUGCAAGUUUGUAUGCCUGAAGAAGGAUUUAAAGGGACUGGUUUACUUGGACACUGAUGGUUUUUAUACAUGCUGGCGGCAGAGGAGCGACCAGAAGGGAAGAGGAUUUUGACAUGGUAGGGCAUUAAAAGAAAAGGUGGAUACAGGACUGAACAGUUGCUUGACUCUUCCAGAAGGCAGAAACCCAUUCUGAAAUGACUGCCCCCAAAAAUGCCUUAUGUCAAAGCAGAUUGCACUGAAGGACAUCCUGACUUCGAGAGAACGUUUCAAAUUUUAUAUUUAAUAAAGCAAAAGUAAGGUUGAAAAGUUAGUAGCAGUAACAAUGUAUCAUGUUUACAGGCAGGCGUUUCUAGCGAGGGAGACAGUGGUGUUUGCGUGUGUUUCCUGACUCAGAUUUCGUACCACGCUCGUCUGUCCAAAAAGGAAUCGUAAUGCAGUAGAUCAAAAACAUCUUGAUCUGUUCUCCAGUAACUCUUUAGGCAUAACCUGCUUACAGAUAAUCCUGUCUUUGAUCCACUAUUACUCUUUCCGAGCAGCAUGGAAGUAAAGAAAUUGUUAAUUGUGAAGAAUGUCUAGCUCUUUCCAACGUCAUAUAUUUACCCAACGUGUAAGCCGUGGUCUGCCUACGAAAGCCUUCCAUCCGUGACUCGUAGCGCCGGCGCGGCGAAGGAGGCGGGGAGCCGCCUUCCUCGCCCGCGCCGGAGGUUUGAUUUCUCAGCCACUCGCCUUUUCGCAGUUUUACUUCCAAACAUGAUGAUCUUAACUUUCAAUAAUCACAUGGUCUUUCUCUCUGUGAACUGUGUUUUUAGAAACGUGGAAUAUUUUAACGACUUUUGAUAACAUCUUUCUCCAGUAUGUUACUGCCAAGAGCCAGAAACCGUUCGCGCUCUGCCGGUCGCUUCGCGAGCUUUGAAUCGUUCUUUGCUGGAACCGGAGAUACCGAAGGGGCUGUGUCGUGCUUGGGUGGUGUGUUUUCCAUGUAAAAGAGGUUUUCCCUCUGUUCUCCUUGUUUUCAGGAAUGCACUAAAGAUUUUUUUUCUUUUUUCACGUCUCCUGUAGCUCCCGGAAGGGAUCUCUUCCUCUCCUGAUUGACUAUUAGUAGCAGGAAAUAGUGUACCACUUCCAGGCUUAAAAGGGCACUGUCAAGGUAUCUUCGUAAUAAAGUUAGCUGUUUCCAUGA
Molecule: messenger RNA, 4417 nt
Organism: Dromaius novaehollandiae (emu)
Lineage: Eukaryota; Metazoa; Chordata; Aves; Casuariiformes; Dromaiidae
Gene: USP48
Product: ubiquitin specific peptidase 48
Exons: 27
Coding region: 184-3294 (1036 amino acids)
Biological process (GO): protein deubiquitination
Cellular component (GO): nucleus; cytosol
Molecular function (GO): cysteine-type deubiquitinase activity; cysteine-type endopeptidase activity; protein binding
Source: RefSeq, a predicted model, not a curated record